ACGAAGAAGAAGGAGAAGAAGGGCAGAGCAGAGCAGAGAAGGAAAAUCGAAGGGAACAAUAACAAUUAAUCGAAAAUCGAAUGCGAAUGCAAGUGCAGUUAGAAAGUUAGAGGCUGUUCUAACUGUUAACUGUAAAUACCCGCUAACUUUGCGAUGGCCCCGCGAAAAUUGUUCAAUUGAAUUGGCCGUGUGUGAAAAACAAAAGCCGUACGGCUGCUCCUCCUUCUGCUUUCUGCUUUUACCACCCACCUACUGCGCCUACUGCCAGACUGCCCAACAAACCCAGCAGAGAUGGAGGAAUCCUCAUCCUCGCCCGCUGUUGCGUCACGUGGCCGCGGACGCGGAAGGCCGCCGAAACAAGUCGCUCCCAGUCAGCCCGAGCCGCCCACUGCCACUGCCACGCCCCCGCCCCCGGAUGCUGGCGAGGAUCAGUGCCGUCGCAGUUCGCGCAAGAAGAUCAUCAAGUUCGAUGUGCGGGAUUUGCUCAACAAGAACCGAAAGGCGCACAAAAUUCAGAUCGAAGCCCGCAUCGACUCGAAUCCCGGAUGCAGCUCCUCCUCCUCCGCCUCCGCGAGCCGUCUGUUCUCCAUGUUCGAUAGUAACCAGCAGGCAACCAGCAAGCUACCGCCACCUCCCACUCCUCCUCCUCCCAUCGCCUUGGAGAUCUUCGCCAAGCCGCGGGCCACCCAAAGUCUGAUUGUGGCCCAGGUGAGCAGCAGCGAACCCAGCGCCCGGAAGCGGGGACGUCCCAGGAAGAGCCAGCCCACCGUCGUAUCAUCCGAUUCGGACACCAAUUCCACGGGCACGGGCACGAGCUCCACGAGCACCAGUGGCCAGGAUGGCCAGGAUGGCCAGGAGGAGGUCAACCGGAAGCCCAAGUCCAAGCUGCGCGUCUCGCUGAAGCGCCUGAAUCUCUCCCGCCGCCAGGAGUCGUCCGAUUCCGGCUCUGGAUCGGGAUCGGGUUCCACCUUCUCCUCGCCGGAGGUGGAAGUGGAGGUGGAGGUGGAGCCGCCGGCACUGCAGGAUGACAACGCUAUGGACGAGCAGCCGGAGCCGGAGCAGCAGCAGGAGCAGCAGAUGGUGAUGAACGAGGAGGAGGGUAACUCCGAUUCCGAUUCGCAGAUCAUAUUCAUUGAAAUCGAAACGGAGAGUCCCAAAAGGCAGGAGGAGCAGGAGGAGCAGGAACCGAAUCUCGACGAGAUCAUGGUGGAGGUGCUCAGUGGGCCGCCCAGCCUGUGGUCGGAGGAGGAUCAGGAGGAGGAGGAACCCACCGCAUCCUCGCCAGCUCCACGGCGCAGCAGGCGAUCGGCACAGCCGCGCGGCGGCGGCGGCGGCGGGAGCAGCAGCAGCCAGCAGGGCAAGACGCUCGAGGAGACGUUCGCCGAGAUAGCCGCCGAGAGCAGCAAGCAGAUCCUGGCAGCGGAGGAGGAGGUGGUUGAGGAGGAGGAGGAGUCCCAUGUGCUCAUCGAUCUCAUCGAGGACAGUCUCAGUCAGCCGGCGAAUGUCGAGGAGAAGCAGAAUCAGGAGUUUGUCAUUGAAUUUGUUGAGGAAACGGAAAAGGAAACGGAAAAGGAAACGGAGACCCAGCCAGUGGUUUCCGAAUCGGAAUCGCCUGUUCCAGCGAAAGAACUGCCCAACCAGGAGGCACCAAAGCCAGAAGCAGCCGAAGAGAUCCCUGAGAAACUGGAACCACCUACGGAACCAAAAGAUUCGAUAGAAAGUGCGGAGGAGCCGCAGCCCAAUGAUGAAGCGAAUUCUAAUUCGAAUUCGAUUUCAAUGGCAGCUGAUCCAAAGUCGACGAGUAAACGAAUUCCGAUGAACGACGAUAUCGACACCAAGUUGGCCACGAUGCAAGUGUCAGAAUCUGACACCCCAGAAGAAAAACCAGCACUGUCAGCCAGGGAAAAGCCUCCAGAUGAAGCGGAAGGCUUAAAAUCCCCGCCAGAAACUGAAACAGAACAGCAGGAGCAGAAGAAAGCUGAGACAGCUGAGCCAGAGAAAGAAGUUAAAUCCUCACCAGCAGCUGAGGAAAGGGAAUCUAAGCCACUGGAGAAAUCCUCCUCCCCUCCAGAGGCGAUCAUUCUGAAGCAAAAAGACGAGCCAGAAGCAAUAGAAGCCACCAAUUCUUCAUUAGCGAUGGAGGAGCUCGAUAAAGAAACUGCCAAAAGUCCAACAGAAGCCGACACAAUCAAGAAGCCCGUAACCGAUCAUUCCUCCUGCAAGCCGACUAAGGAGACGGCCAAGGAGAAGGGAUUCUCGCCCGGCUUCGUUGAGUGCGAUGCCAUGUUCAAGGCCAUGGACAAGGCGAAUGCCCAGCUGCGUCUCGAGGAGAAGAGCAAGAAGAGGCAGAAGAAAGUGCCCGCUCUUGGCCAAAAGAAGCCGCUGGGAGGCAGAGGAGGAGGCAAGACCACCACAUCACCACCUCAUUCGCCCAAGCUGGAGAGGAACAGCUCGCCGAGCUCCGAUUCCAACCAAGUGAGCAAGCUGAUGAAGCGUUCGAAGGCCAAAAAGAAGCUCAAUCCGCGACGCAGCACCAUUUGUGAGGAGGCCAAGGAGAGGCUGGCCGCCAGUUCGCCCGUUUCCUCCUCGAAUUCAUCGGAUUCCUCCGCGAAGCGAAGGAAUCUUCCCGAGCAGCCAGCAGCCAAGUUGGAUCUGCGCCGCAACACCAUCUGCGAGGAUCACCGGAGCACUCCGGUGCCGCUGACCAAGCGCCGCUUCUCCAUGCAUCCCAAGGCCUCCGCGAAUCCCCUGCACGACACCCUCCUGCGAUCGGCGACUUCAUCUGCAUCUGCAGCUGCAUCUGCCGCCGGCAAGAAGCGUGGUCGAAAGCUGGGUUCGAGUCGCCAGAACUCGCUGGACUCCAGUUGCAGUGCCUCGAAGAAGGAUGCCCUCUUGGAAACGGAGUCCUCCGAGUCCACAGCCGAGCUGGAGGCAACCAAUCCGCUCAGCGACAUAGCCAAGUUUAUCGAAGACGGCGUUAAUCUUCUCAAGCGCGACUACAAAGUGGAGGAGGAGGAGGAGGAGCAGCAGCAGCAGGAGGACGAGUUUGCGCAACGAGUGGCCAAUAUGGAGACGCCGGCCACCACACCCUCGCCCUCGCCCACGCAAUCCAAUCCAGAGGAUCCCGGCAAUCCCGGCAAGCUGCUGCUUCAGGAAAAUAAUAGUAGCAGCGGCGGAGUGCGUCGCUCGCAUCGCAUCAAGCAGAAGCCCCAGGGGCAGCGGGCCAGCCAGGGAAGAGGGGUGGCCAGCGCCGGGCUGGCACCGAUCAGCAUGGACGAGCAGCUGGCCGAGUUGGCCAGCAUCGAGGCGAUAAACGAGCAGUUCCUCCGCAGCGAGGGACUCAACACGUUUCAGCCGCUAAGGGAGAACUACUACCGAUGCGCCAGGCAGGUCAGCCAGGAAAACGCCGAGAUGCAGUGCGACUGCUUCCUCACCGGCGACGAGGAGGCCCAGGGCCAUCUGAGCUGCGGCGCCGGCUGCAUCAAUCGCAUGCUGAUGAUCGAGUGCGGCCCGCUGUGCACCAACGGCCAGCGCUGCACGAACAAGCGCUUCCAGCAGCACCAGUGCUGGCCCUGCCGCGUCUUUCGCACCGAGAAGAAGGGCUGCGGCAUCACCGCGGAGCUGCAAAUGCCGCCCGGCGAGUUCAUCAUGGAGUACGUCGGCGAGGUGAUCGACAGCGAGGAGUUCGAGCGGCGGCAGCACCUCUAUUCGAAGGACCGCAAGCGGCACUACUACUUCAUGGCGCUGCGCGGCGAGGCGAUCAUCGAUGCCACCUCCAAGGGGAAUAUAUCGCGGUACAUCAACCACAGCUGCGAUCCGAAUGCCGAGACCCAGAAGUGGACGGUCAACGGCGAGCUGCGCAUCGGCUUCUUCAGCGUGAAGCCCAUUCAGCCGGGCGAGGAGAUCACCUUCGACUAUCAGUAUCAGCGGUACGGACGCGAUGCGCAGCGCUGCUACUGCGAGGCGGCCAACUGCAGGGGCUGGAUUGGCGGCGAGCCGGACUCCGAUGAGGGUGAGCAGCUGGACGUGAGCAGCGACAGCGAGGCGGAGGCGGAGGCCGAGGAGGUGGAGGUGGAGGACCUCGAUGCGGAUGCGGAGCCCGAGAAGACGUCGAAGGGGAAGACGGGCAGGUCUAGCAAAAUCAAGGUGAAGCUGCCGCUCUCGCAGGCUGCCAGUCGCAAGCGGAAGCCCAAGCCCAAGGAUCGGGAAUACAAGGCCGGCCGCUGGCUGAAGCCGACGAGGGAGAAGGCGACGCGGAAGCCGAAGGUCAGCAAGUUCCAUGCCAUGCUCGAGGAUCCCGAUGUGCUCGAGGAGCUGUCGCUGCUCAGCCGCAGCGGUCUGAAGAACCAGCUGGACACGCUGCGCUUCUCGCGCUGCCUGGUCCGCGCCAAGCUGCUACCAACGCGCCUCCAGCUGCUCGGAGUUCUAACGCGCGGCGAGCUGCCCUGCCGCCGGCUCUUCCUCGACUACCACGGCCUGCGGCUGCUGCACGCCUGGAUCAGCGAGAGCGGCAGCGAUGGCCAGCUGCGAAUGGCCCUGCUCGACACCCUCGAGUCGCUGCCCAUUCCGAAUCGCACCAUGCUGAACGACAGCCGCGUCUACCAGAGCGUCCAGCUGUGGAGCAACAGCUUGGCGGAGGCGUCGGAGGCGUCGGAGGAGCAGCACAAACGGAUGGUGGCCCUGCUGGAGAAGUGGCAAGCGCUGCCCGAGAUCUUUCGCAUACCCAAGCGCGAGCGCAUCGAGCAGAUGAAGGAGCACGAGCGGGAGGCCGACCGCCAGCAGAAGCACGUCCAUGCGAGCACCGCUCUGGAGGAUCAGCGCGAGCGGAUUGGCGAGAGCAGCAGCAACGAUCGCUUCCGGCAGGAUCGCUUUCGCCGGGACACGAACAGCAGUCGCAUGACUGGCAGCAAGCCGACAAGGAUGAGCGGCAACAAUACGAUAUGCACGAUCACCACGCAGCCGAAGGGCAGCAAUGGAUCCUCGGACGGCAUGGCCAGGAACGAUAAUCGCCGACGGGCGGAGAUGGGUAAUCCCGCCGCGGAGCCACGACGCACGCUGUCCAAGGAGCUCAGGCGCAGUCUGUUCGAGCGGAAGGUUGCCCUCGAUGAGGCCGAGAAACGGGUUUGCAGCGAGGACUGGCGGGAGCACGAGCUGCGCUGCGAGAUCUUUGGCGCCGAUCUCAACACGGAUCCCAAGCAGCUGCCCUUCUAUCAGAACGCGGACACGGGCGAAUGGUUCAACAGCGAGGACAUGCCAGUGCCAGCGCCGCAGCGCACAGAGCUCCUCUCGCAGGCGCUGCUCUCGCCCGAAACGCCGGACAACGGCGGCAGCGGACAGGCAGCUCCGCCGGCCGUCGAGUACAAGCUGCCGGCCGGCGUGGAUCCCCUGCCGCCCGCCUGGCACUGGCGGAUGACCAGCGACGGCGACAUCUACUACUACAAUCUGCGCGAACGCAUCUCGCAAUGGGAGCCGCCCAGUCCCGAGCAGCGCCUCCAGACUUUGGUCGAGGAGGAUGCGACGCAGCAGCAGCAGCAGCCGCUUCACGAGCUCCAGAUCGAUCCCGCGCUCCUGGCCACCGAGCUCAUCCAGGUGGACCUCGAUUACGUGGGCUCGCUCAGCUCCAAGUCCCUGGCCCAGUUUGUCGAGGCCAAGGUGCGGGAGCGGCGCGAGCUGCGACGCAGUCGCUUGGUCUCCGUCCGUGUGAUUAGUCCGCGACGAGACGAGGAUCGCCUGUACAAUCAGCUGGAGUCGCGAAAGUACAAGGAGAACAAGGAGAAGAUCCGCCGUCGCAAGGAGUUCUUCCGUCGCCGCAAGAUCGACGCUGCUUCUGCUCAGCCGAAUUCCUCGACGAAUCCAGACGAUGCUGCCGCCGAUAGCAGCAAUUCACUGCCCAUUCAGGCCUACCUGUACUCAUCCGACGAGGAUGCUCCCGCGGAUGCUGCUCCAGCUGGAGCUGCGGAGCCGCCCCUCGCCGAUGGGCAGACUGCGGCCCAGGCGGAGGAGCUGGAUUCACUUAACUUGGCGCCGAGCACCAGUCAUGCGGCUCUGGCCGCUCUCGGCAAGACCACAGUCGUCGGCAGUCAGGCGGCGGCACAAUCAGCCGGAGCAAGUGGCAAGCGCAAGCUGCCAAUGCCACCGAAUGCGGCGGCGGCGGUGAAGAAGCAUCGCCAGGAGCACCGCAGCAAGAAGAGCAAAAGCUCGCACAGCCUUUUGACGACCACCAGCGGACGCGAGGCCCACGAGAAGUUCCGCUUCGAAAUAAGCGGGCAUGUCGCCGACUUUCUGCGACCCUAUCGCAAGGACAGCUGCCAACUGGGUCGGAUCACCAGCGACGAGGACUACAAGUUCUUAAUUAAGAGGCUCAGCCAUCAUAUUACCACCAAGGAAGUGCGCUAUUGCGACGUCACCGGCAAUCCCUUGUCCUGCACGGAGUCGGUCAAGCACAAGUCCUACGACUUCAUCAACCAGUACAUGCGAAAGAAGGGCCGCGUCUAUCGGAAACCAGCGGAAAGCACUAUAUUCUAGCACACCCAAUUCAACGGCGGGAGGACAUGUCCUUCUUUUUCUUCUUCACUUAAUACCCAACCAAAUUGCGCAUGAACUAAGAACUAAAAACGUAUAAUAACUAUAACUAUAACUAGAAUUUUAUUUUAAGUGCAAACCUUAGAUAAGAACAAACCCCUUAGUAUGCGAUCUACCCUCGAAGCGGGUAGCGUCUUAAGUGAAAACCACUAGAACAUUAUGAAUCUUAAAGAGAGAGUUAGAGAAUUAUUAAAUACACGGAAAAUAAAUGGAAAAUCACACAUA
This is a messenger RNA of Drosophila takahashii, 6807 nucleotides long. It is a transcript of the gene Set2, whose product is annotated as SET domain containing 2. Gene Ontology annotation, biological process: regulation of DNA-templated transcription. The record is from RefSeq and is a predicted model, not a curated record. Gene Ontology annotation, cellular component: nucleus; chromosome. NCBI's taxonomy places the organism in Eukaryota, Metazoa, Arthropoda, Insecta, Diptera, Drosophilidae. Gene Ontology annotation, molecular function: histone H3K36 methyltransferase activity; protein binding; DNA binding.